CUGAAAUCGCUUUCCUCGAAGGAUUCGCCUCUUCCUCUGUCGGCUUCUCUACGCAGCAAGAAAUAGGGGGUGCCAAUCUUCCGCCCUCGUAGACGUCUCGGCCCUGAGAUCUUUCACCACCACUAGUCAGCGAUGUCGGUCCAAGAGCAGCCUCCCGCGGCCUCGGGCGAGACGCGCGGUCCGUCCACGAGUCCGACGAGCUCACCCCGCCACAUGAACACCUUCGAGCGAAUGCUGUCGGGCAUCGCGGACGCGCUCACGUUCGCCGGCCACGUAGUUCUGCCUCCUACACCCAAGCACGCGUAAGCAGCGGCAGAGAGAGGCGGGAAGGGACGCAAAAAGGCUCAAACGACGCGCAGAUGUGUCUUGUUCUUCUCGCCUGCAGGAAGGACAAGAGCAAGAAGUAUGUGCGUCCGCCUCGCCGGCUGCCUCCCGUGAGCACCAGCCUGGUGCUGGACGACGACGAGCCCUCCCCGCCCCCUGUGAGGGCCACCGACGCACGCACCGUGACGCGCACCGGCACCAAGGACGCCAAAACUGCCGCCCCGGCCAUAGCAGACAGGAGGACCACUGCAGCCACGGAUGUGCCGUAGGAGGGAUAGGGUG
Messenger RNA from Vitrella brassicaformis, 606 nucleotides. Lineage: Eukaryota; Vitrellaceae. The record is from the annotation of a GenBank genome assembly.